UCAGGAAAAUUAACAAUAAUGGGGUUUUCUGCCAUUUUUUCAGCUUUAUGCUUAGCUAGUCUUGUAUUAGCCAGCUCCCUUUCUUCUGCUUAUGAGGUGACUUACGAUGAUAGAGCCAUGAAGAUCGAUGGCCGGAGAAAAUUAUUGAUUUCUGGUUCCAUCCAUUAUCCUCGCAGCACUCCUGGGAUGUGGCCAUCUCUUAUUCAAAAAUCCAAAGAAGGAGGUCUUAAUACCAUUGAAACUUAUGUUUUUUGGAAUGCUCAUGAACCUCAACCUCGUCAGUAUGAUUUUGCUGAAAAUCUUGACCUGGUUAGAUUUAUCAAGACCAUUCAUGAUGAAGGACUUUAUGCUAUUCUUAGGAUUGGACCAUACGUCUGUGCAGAAUGGAAUUAUGGAGGGUUUCCAAUUUGGCUCCAAAGUUUGCCAGGCAUUAAGUUGAGAACUAAUAAUGAAGUGUUCAAGAAUGAGAUGCAAAUCUUUACAACAUAUAUAGUGGACAUGAUGAAACGUGAGGGUCUUUUUGCAUCACAAGGAGGACCUAUAAUCCUUGCUCAGAUUGAAAAUGAAUAUGGAAAUGUCGAAUGGGCUUAUGGAGAUGAUGGAAAGGAGUAUGUGAAAUGGUGUGCUAAAAUUGCUGAAGACUACAAAAUUGGUAUCCCAUGGCUCAUGUGCCAACAAGAUGAUGCCCCAUCACCAAUGCUUAGUGCUUGCAAUGGUUGGUAUUGUGACCAAUGGUACCCUAAGAACACCAAUAUUCCCAAGAUUUGGACUGAGAAUUGGAGUGGCUGGUUUAUGGAUUGGGGAAAUAGAGUUCCACAGAGAACUGCUGAGGAUCUUGCAUUUGCUGUUGCUCGUUUCUUCCAACGAGGUGGUACUGUGCAGAAUUACUACAUGUACCAUGGUGGUACCAACUUUGGCAGAUCAGCUGGAGGUCCAUAUAUCACUACAUCUUAUGAUUAUGAUGCACCACUGGAUGAAUAUGGUAAUCUACGCCAGCCCAAAUGGGGCCAUCUUAGGGACCUUCAUCUGACAUUAAUGUCAAUGGAAGAAGCUCUCACCUAUGGUGAGAGAACAUCUGUGGAUUACCAGAAUAAUAAAUAUGUCACCAUUUAUGCUUAUCAAGGAAAGAGAAGUUGCUUCUUCUCUAACACAGAUGAGAAGAAUGAUCAGAUAUUAACAUUUGAAGGGAAAAACUACUCGAUUCCUGCAUGGUCUGUUAGUAUCCUUCCUGACUGCUACACAGAAGUUUACAACACUGCCAAGGUUAAUGCUCAAACUAGUAUCAUGGAGAAGAGGCCAAAUGGAGCAGAUGAUUCUGAGGAGCCUUAUGCUUUGUCAUGGCAAUGGAAAGAGGAGAAAAUCCCUCACCUUGAUAAUGAAGGCCAACUUCAGAGUAGUUCUUCAUUGGUUUCCAACGUUCUCAUGGAUCAAAAAAGGGCUGCUAAUGGUUCCAAUGAUUACUUGUGGCUUUUGACCAACUAUGUGCAUAAUGCUAGUGAUUCUCAAUGGGGAAAUGACAAGGAUAUAAUUCUCCAUGUUCACACUAAUGGGCAUGUUGUUCAUGCUUUUGUUAAUGGAAAAUACUAUGGUUCACAAUGGGCACAAACUGGUCAUUAUGAAUUUGUUUUUGAGAAAAGCAUUGAUUUGAAAGAUGGGAAUAAUUCAAUCUCCUUAGCCAGUGUAACUGUUGGAUUACCUAACUAUGGUGAGAAUUUUGACACAGCAAGAGUUGGAAUUCAUGGUCCUGUAAAAUUGAUUGCAAGAAGUAAAACUGGGGAACCAGAUGUGGUUAACGAUAUUUCAUCAACCAGAUGGGUUUACAAGACUGGAUUAAUUGGUGAAGAUCAAGGAAUUUACCAAGUUGAUCCUCGUCAUAUUUUUCAAUGGGAAACUUAUCAGCUUCCAAAUAAUCGGCCUUUCGUUUGGUACAAGACAACCUUUAAGGGUCCAAUGGGAUCAGAUCCUGUAGUGGUGGACUUGCUUGGGUUGGGGAAGGGAGCUGCUUGGAUUAAUGGGCGUAGCAUUGGGAGGUAUUGGCCUAAGUAUGUAUCCCCAGAAGAAGGAUGUGAUGUAACUUGUGACUAUAGAGCAUCAUAUAGGCCAGAGAAAUGCAACACUGGGUGUGGGAAACCUUCACAAAGAUACUACCAUGUCCCUAGAGACUGGCUAAAUGCAGAUAAUAAUCAGCUGAUUUUGUUUGAAGAAUUAGGAGGCACCCCAUCUCUUGUUAGCUUCCAAACUGUCACUGUUGGUAAAGUUUGUGCAAAUGCUUAUGAAGGUCAUAGUUUGGAGUUAGCUUGCCAACCAGGAAGCAAAUUUUCUAACAUCAAAUUUGCUAGCUUUGGUUUACCUGAGGGUAGCUGUGGGUAUUUCAGCAAUAGCACAUGCCACUCUGAGAAAGCUUUAUCAGUUGUUGAACAGGCUUGUCUUGGAAAUGAAAAGUGUGUUCUUCAUGUCACUGAAGAUGCUUUUGGACCUUUACGUUGCAAAGCUGAUAGUUACAGGCUUGCUGUUGAAGCUGUUUGUUAGGUUUUCUAUUAUCAUGAACUCUUUAAUUUGUUAGCUUAGAUUUAAUAUUUCAUUUAAUUCAUAAAUUCUUUUUAAUUUAUUAGUCUCUUUUGGGGUAGGAAUAUAUUUGUACUUAGACUUGAGUUAAUAUUAAAGUCUUAAUGGUUUUU
Molecule: messenger RNA, 2678 nt
Organism: Hevea brasiliensis (rubber tree)
Lineage: Eukaryota; Viridiplantae; Streptophyta; Magnoliopsida; Malpighiales; Euphorbiaceae
Product: beta-galactosidase 15
Exons: 17
Coding region: 19-2529 (836 amino acids)
Biological process (GO): carbohydrate metabolic process
Cellular component (GO): vacuole; cell wall
Molecular function (GO): beta-galactosidase activity; carbohydrate binding
Source: RefSeq, a predicted model, not a curated record